GAGAUGCGUCUGGACCCCUCCGGUCGGCCAUAUUAUGUGGAUCACAACACCAAGACGACAUCUUGGGACAGACCUACUCCACUACCUCCUGGUUGGGAAAUGCGCUUGGACGAACACGGCCGGCCAUACUACGUGGACCACAACACGAGAACGACGACUUGGCAGAAGCCAAGUGAGGACAUGAUGAAUCACUUGCAACAGUAUCAGAUAUGGAGGCAGAACAGACCCAUGAACCAACUGGCCGAUCGCUUCCUCUUCCCCACAACGCACCCCCAAACUCCUUGUGAUGAUCCACUGGGCCCUCUGCCCGAGGGAUGGGAGAAAAGAGUUGAUCCAAAUAACCGAGCUUAUUUCAUUGAUCAUCGGACGAAGACAACCCAAUGGGAGGAUCCAAGGACUUUUGAAGAAGAUCCUCUACCCGAAGGCUGGGAGAUACGAUACACGAAUGAGGGCGUUCGAUAUUUUGUCGACCACAAUAGCAAGUCGACAACCUUCCAAGAUCCCCGCGGCCCAUCGGCCCUUAGUAAAGGACCGAGGGGUCGGUUCGGAGUGCCCUUACAAUACGAACGAAGUUUCCGGUGGAAGCUUAGCCAGUUCAGGAUCCUCUGUCAAAGCAACAAUCCGCAAGGUCACGUGAAGAUAAAUGUAACGAGGGAGAACUUGUUUGAGGACUCUUUCCAGCAGAUUAUGAGACUUCAGCCAAUGGACUUGAGACGCCGGUUGUUCAUUGUAAUCAAGGGUGAGGAGGGCUUGGACUAUGGGGGCAUUGCCAGGGAGUGGUUCUUCCAAGUGUCACACGAUGUCCUCAACCCUAUGUACUGCUUGUUCCAGUACGCCAACAACAACAACUAUGGUCUCCAGAUCAAUCCUGCUUCAUACAUCAACCCCGACCAUCUCAUGUACUUCAAGUUCAUCGGACGAUUCAUUGCUAUGGCUCUGUACCAUGGCAAAUUUAUAGACAGUGGAUUCACGAUGCCCUUCUACAAGAGAAUGCUCAACAAAAGUCUGACAAUCAACGACAUUGAGACGGUAGAUCCUGAAUUCUUCAACUCUCUCGUCUGGGUCAGAGAUAACGACAUCGAUGAAUGCGACAUAGAACUCUACUUUGUUUCUGACUACGAGAUUUUAGGCAAGAUUGAGGAGCACGAGCUGGUUCCAGGUGGCUCCAAAAUCAAAGUGACCGAUGCUAACAAGAAGGAAUACAUCGAGGCCAUGACAAAAUGGCUGUUCUCGCGUGGCGUGGUGGAACAGAUGAAGGCUUUCCUCGAUGGAUUCAAUGAAAUCGUUCCACUUACCUGGUUGCAGUACUUUGACGAGAGAGAACUCGAGCUGAUGUUGUGUGGCAUGCAAGAGAUAGAUGUAAACGAUUGGGAACUGCACAGCAUAUACAGGCACUACAAUAAAUCCUCCAGACAAGUUCAGUGGUUCUGGAAGUUUGUGAGAGAGCUGGACAACGAGAAGAGAAUGAGACUAUUACAGUUUGUGACUGGAACCUGCAGGCUACCUGUAGGAGGAUUUGCAGAGCUCAUGGGUCGUAACGGUCCACAGCAGUUCUGCAUUGAGAAGGUUGGCAAGGAUUCCUGGUUGCCAAGAUCACACACCUGCUUCAAUCGACUGGACCUUCCCCCGUACAAAAGUUACGAGCAACUUGUCGAGAAAUUAAACUAUGCCAUUGAGGAAACUGAAGGAUUCGGACAGGAGUGA
Helobdella robusta is the source of this 1704-nucleotide messenger RNA. RefSeq lists its product as hypothetical. Gene Ontology annotation, molecular function: ubiquitin-protein transferase activity; protein binding. The transcript has 14 exons. The record is from RefSeq and is a predicted model, not a curated record. NCBI's taxonomy places the organism in Eukaryota, Metazoa, Annelida, Clitellata, Rhynchobdellida, Glossiphoniidae. The annotation marks the transcript as partial.